This is a messenger RNA of Salvia miltiorrhiza (redroot sage), 1378 nucleotides long. Its product is annotated as glucan endo-1,3-beta-glucosidase 11-like. Gene Ontology annotation, biological process: carbohydrate metabolic process. Lineage: Eukaryota; Viridiplantae; Streptophyta; Magnoliopsida; Lamiales; Lamiaceae. The transcript has 2 exons. The coding region runs from base 179 to 1231 and encodes 350 amino acids. The record is from RefSeq and is a predicted model, not a curated record. Gene Ontology annotation, molecular function: hydrolase activity, hydrolyzing O-glycosyl compounds. Gene Ontology annotation, cellular component: plasma membrane.
AAAGAAAGGAAUUCACUGACAUACAAUAUAUGCAUACACAUCUAUAUGUAUAUUGUAUAUAUAUCAUCUUAUCUAUUACAUUUGAUUAAUUUUAGCAUAACUUUUCUUAAUUGGUGUCUUCAAUUUUGAUAGAAAUCAAACACCUCUCUCUCUCUCUCUCACGGGAGGUCUUGUUAGCAUGUUUGCCAUGUUAAAAACACUUGCAUUUGUUUUAACUUUAUCAGGUUUAGGUGUUUUGAAAGAAGUGGAAUCCUUCGGCAUCAACUACGGGCAAGUCGGAAAUAACCUGCCGCCGCCGGAAAGAGUUAUCGAUCUCCUCCACUCUCUCAGGCUAACAAAAACCCGAAUUUACGACACAAACCCUCAAAUUCUAGCGGCAUUUGCCAACUCAAGCAUUGAAAUCGUCGUCAUGGUCGAAAACGAGAUGCUUUCCACUUUAACGGAUCCAAACCAGGCUCUUCAAUGGGUCAUGACCCGGAUCAAACCCUACUUUCCCGCCACCAAGAUCACCGGCAUCGCCGUUGGCAACGAGCUCUUCACCGGCGCCGACGCCACGCUCAUAUCGUACCUCGUGCCGGCCAUGGUGAGCAUCCAUGCAGCCCUGGUCCGGUUAGGGCUGGACCGCUUCAUGCAUGUCUCGUCUCCCAGCUCGCUAGCGGUUCUUCAAGAAUCCUACCCGCCAUCAGCCGGGUCUUUCCGACCCGAACUGAACCGGAUCAUGCCCCAACUUCUGCAAUUCUUGGCGGCCACGAGGGCUCCAUUUUGGAUCAAUGCGUACCCGUAUUUUGCUUACAAGGGCGACCCGAAUAGGAUCCCUUUGGACUACGUACUGUUCAACCCGAACCCGGGAGUGGUCGACCCGUAUACAAAGCUACAUUAUGACAACAUGUUGUACGCGCAAGUUGAUGCGGUGAUCUUUGCCAUGGCGAAAAUGGGGUAUGGAGGGAUUGAGGUUCGGGUUUCGGAAACGGGUUGGCCCUCGGUCGGAGAUCCGAAUGAAAUCGGGGCAACCGCGCAGAACGCCGCCGUCUACAAUGGGAAUCUGCUGAGGAGACAGUGGAGAAGUGAAGGGACUCCAUUGAGACCUAAAACGAGGUUGGAGGUCUACAUGUUUGCAUUGUUUAAUGAGGAUAUGAAGCCCGGCCCGACUUCUGAGAGGAACUUUGGAUUGUUGAAGCCCGAUGGGACCAUGGUGUACAAUCUCGGUCUAUCAGAACUACUAACUCAUUGAUCAACUUUAUAUGAAAUUUAUUUUCAACUAAAAAGGAGCUUCAUAUGGAGACCAAAACCAUUCCUAGCUUCAUGAAUGCUAUAAAUAUAUGCAUGUAUUGCUUAAUUAUAAGAUGUAGCAUAAAUAAAUAACUUCUUCUUUGUUACA